Ochotona curzoniae (black-lipped pika) is the source of this 2783-nucleotide messenger RNA. RefSeq names its product phosphatidylinositol-4-phosphate 5-kinase type 1 gamma (gene PIP5K1C). The record is from RefSeq and is a predicted model, not a curated record. The coding region runs from base 1 to 2058 and encodes 685 amino acids. Lineage: Eukaryota; Metazoa; Chordata; Mammalia; Lagomorpha; Ochotonidae. Gene Ontology annotation, biological process: phosphatidylinositol metabolic process. Gene Ontology annotation, molecular function: phosphatidylinositol kinase activity. The transcript is spliced from 19 exons.
AUGGAGCCGGAGCUGCCGGACGGGGCCGAGAGCACCGAGGCGGGGCCGGCGGGCGGGGACGCGGGCUGGGCGGCGGACAGCGGGGCGGCCGCAGGUCUCGGCCAGAAGAAGACAGCUGUGUUAGAGGUUCUGUCCACGACUGGGCAACCAGGCCCGGGCCAUGGGAAAAAGUUGGGCCAUCGCAGUGUGGACGCAUCUGGGGAGACGACCUACAAGAAGACCACCUCGUCCACCCUGAAGGGUGCCAUCCAGCUGGGCAUCGGCUACACCGUGGGCAACCUGAGCUCCAAGCCGGAGCGUGAUGUGCUCAUGCAGGACUUCUACGUGGUGGAGAGCAUCUUCUUCCCCAGCGAAGGCAGCAACCUGACCCCUGCCCACCACUUCCAGGACUUCCGUUUCAAGACCUACGCACCCGUCGCCUUCCGCUACUUCCGGGAGCUCUUUGGGAUCCGGCCAGAUGAUUACCUGUACUCGCUCUGCAACGAGCCGCUCAUCGAGCUGUCCAACCCCGGGGCCAGCGGCUCCCUGUUCUACGUCACCAGCGAUGACGAGUUCAUCAUUAAAACCGUCAUGCACAAGGAGGCCGAGUUCCUGCAGAAGCUGCUGCCCGGCUACUACAUGAACCUGAACCAGAACCCGCGCACGCUGCUGCCCAAGUUCUACGGGCUGUACUGCGUGCAGUCGGGCGGCAAGAACAUCCGCGUGGUGGUCAUGAACAACGUGCUGCCCCGCGUGGUCAAGAUGCACCUCAAGUUCGACCUCAAGGGCUCCACGUACAAGCGGCGCGCCAGCCGCAAGGAGAAGGAGAAGGGCGCGCCCACCUACAAGGACCUGGACUUCAUGCAGGACAUGCCGGAGGGGCUGCUGCUGGACGCCGACACCUUCAGCGCCCUGCUCAAGACUCUGCAGCGGGACUGCCUGGUGCUGGAGAGCUUCAAGAUCAUGGACUACAGCCUGCUGCUGGGCGUGCACAACAUCGACCAGCAGGAACGCGAGCGCCAGGCCGAGGGCGCGCAGAGCCCCCUGGACGAGAAGCGGCCCGUGGGCCAGAAGGCGCUCUACUCCACGGCCAUGGAGUCCAUCCAGGGCGGGGCAGCGCGCGGGGAGGCCAUUGGGACGGAUGACACGAUGGGCGGCAUCCCCGCCGUGAACGGCCGCGGAGAGCGGCUGCUGCUGCACAUCGGGAUCAUCGACAUCCUGCAGUCUUACAGGUUCAUCAAAAAGCUCGAGCACACCUGGAAGGCUCUCGUGCACGAUGGGGACACGGUCUCCGUCCACCGGCCCAGCUUCUACGCCGAGCGCUUCUUCAAGUUCAUGAGCAACACCGUGUUCCGGAAGAACUCCUCUCUGAAGUCCUCGCCCUCCAAGAAGGGGCGCGGUGCCUUGCUGGCGGUCAAGCCGCUGGGGCCCACAGCCGCCUUCUCAGCCAGCCAGAUCCCCAGUGAGCGGGAUGAGGCACAGUAUGACCUGCGGGGGGCACGCAGCUACCCCACGCUGGAGGAUGAAGGCCGGCCAGACCUCCUGCCCUGCACUCCGCCGUCUUUUGAGGAAGCCACCACUGCUUCCAUCGCCACGACCCUGUCGUCCACCUCCCUGUCCCUCCCAGAGCGGUCGCCGUCCGAGACGUCGGAGCAGCCGCGGUACAGGCGGCGCACGCAGUCGUCGGGACAGGAUGGCCGGCCUCCCGAGGAACCACCGGCCGAGGAGGACGUGCAGCAGCUCAGCGUGCAGGUGGAGCCGGCCUGCAGCGUGGAGAUUGUGGAGCCCACGGAGGCGGCUGCAGGGGUGGAGGCUACCUCGGCUACUGUGGAGGCAGAGACGGCCAGCCAGGCCUCGGAGCCCGCCAGCCAGGCCUCGGACGAGGAGGACACGCCGGCCCCAGACAUCUACUUUUUCACGGACGGGAGAUACUGGAUUUAUUCUCCCCACCAUCGCCGACUGCGGGCCGUGACCCCGAGCUCCUCGGGCGCUCCCACCGAUGAAAGGAGCUGGGUGUACUCCCCGCUUCACUAUAGCGCACAGGCCCAGCCGGCCUCGGACGGCGAGAGCGACACAUAACUUCUAUGCAGUUCCUGGACCCGGAGCCCAGCGCCUGCCCGCCACCGCCCUCCAAGGCCCAGGCCGCCCCCUGGACAGAGGCAGCCGGCUGUGCCCUUCCCUGCCACACAGCUCCGGGCUGCAGCGCCCAUGGGCCCCGUGCCGCUGACUCCCCGUGCGCCACCCCCCUACCCCGUAUUUAUUGUUUGGGUCCCUCCUGCCGCACAGUGGAGCACAGCGACAGAGGAUGAGGGGGCUGCACCCUCAGGCUCCUUGCCUCAGUUCCUGGGAGCUGGCGCCCCGGUCCCCACCUUGCCCACUGGGCAGCUCUGAACCCAGAGGAUCCAGGGCCACCCCUACUCCCCUACAGGUCAUCCCUCCCUCCGCUCAGGUCUGGGGACCCGUGGCGCCAGGCCCGUCCUCACAGUGUGUCCUGCCAGCGUCCCUGUCCCAGCUGGAUCCCAGCAGCCCCCUGACUGCCAGGAGGCCGGAGUGUGCGACCCAGGGCGGACGGAGUGAGUGGACAGGGGGCAGCGAUGGUACCCCAGGCCCUGGAAGUGUCCUCUGGACGCUGGAGCAGAAGCACCCCUGUAGGGGCAGCCACUCCGGGGACGCAGCCAGGCCCAAGGGGCCCAGUGGCCCUUGGGCCACUGCUGUGUUUGUGGGGAGCUGUGCUGGGCGGCUCUGGAGGAAGCAGGGACCAGCCCGAGGAAUUCCCCAUCCAGGAAUUUGCUUGGUUAGUUCCU